Messenger RNA from Triticum urartu, 1676 nucleotides. RefSeq lists its product as uncharacterized. Gene Ontology annotation, cellular component: cytoplasm. The record is from RefSeq and is a predicted model, not a curated record. Lineage: Eukaryota; Viridiplantae; Streptophyta; Magnoliopsida; Poales; Poaceae.
AGUAGCCAACUAUCUGAAUCAUCGGAUGUUCCACGGCUAGACUUUUUCCCCUCCACCAUCCUGCACGGUACCUUCGCCUCUUUCUCCUCCGGUCCCUUCUAUCUUCUCCCACGCUGCUCUGAUCUCCGACCUCCUGCCCCGAGCUCCAAUCCGACCGAUCCAAUGCCGCUCUAAAUCCUCUCCUCCACUCCACCACCACCUAGAUCCGCCCGCCCCGAGGCGGCGGAGCUCCGGAGAGCUCGAUGAGCAGCCAGGGAUUCGGCCCCGGGAGCCCCAAGUCCUUCCGCUACCCUAGAGCCGACUACGAUCUCGAGUCCGGGAUCCCCCGCAAGGGCCGCAAGCCCAAGGCCUCGCAUCUCGACGCCCCCGCCCCCCUCGGCUCGGCGCUGAUGAAGAUCCGCUUCUUCUACGAGGCGCACCCCGUCGCGGUCGCCCUCAUCCUGCUGUCCUUCGGGCUGAGCGUUCUGAUCCUCCUGUCCGUGUACGAGACCCGGUUCAGGACGAUGAGGAGCGGCGGCAAUGAGGUCGGGGCGCACCCGCUUCCGGGCCUCCGCAACCUCGUCAUGGUGGCCGGCCAUUCGAUAUACACCAGCGCCAGCUGCGGGAAGAUCGACCGCGAGGAUUCGUGGUUCUUGGAGCCGUACCAGAAGCACCCCGGCCAGGCGGCCACCUUCUUGGCGCACAUCAAGGAGGGGGUGGAGAUCGCGGCGAGGGAUGAGGGCGCGCUCCUCUUGUUUAGCGGUGGGGAGACGAGGAAAGAUGCAGGGCCGAGGAGCGAGGCGCAGAGCUACUGGGCUAUCGCAGAGUCGGAAGGCUGGUUUGGAAAUGAUGAUAGUGUAAGGAACCGGGCACUCACUGAGGAGCAUGCACGAGAUAGUUUUGAGAAUCUCCUAUUUAGCAUUUGCCGUUUCAGAGAACUCACUGGAACAUACCCACAGAAUAUAACUGUUGUAAGCUAUGAUUUUAAGGAGGAAAGGUUUGCACAAUUGCACAGAUCUGCACUUGGGUUCCCAGAAGAAAGGUUCUUCUUCUCAGGUACCCCAGCUACAGCUACAGCAAAGGAGGCAGCUCUGAAAGGUGAAGCCUCUGUCAGGUCUCAGUUCCAAGAAGAUCCAUAUGGAUGUGUUGGUUCUCUUCGUGUAAAGAGGCUCAAGAGAGACCCGUUUCACCGUACCAUUCCCUACCCCAAUGGCUGCCCUGAAUUGAAGGGCCUAUUCUCCUAUUGCGGCAUGGUGCCAUACUCUGGGAACCUUCCUUGGACUCAGUAGCGGAAAAAAGGCAUGAUGUUUGGAUCAAACUUCUACUCUCGCUGUAAAAUCCCAGCAUUCUUGUUUCGCCCCUGUUUCUAAGCUGACAGAAUAGAUAUCCCGAUUCCUGUCUUCUGUGCGAGGGAGAAGAGAAGAUCUAAGCUACACUAGUUAGAUUGUUUUCGUCACGGAAGCUUGCCACAUGCUCCAUAUAGACAGAUUUUCUAUUUCUCACUUCUCCCGGAUCUCCACUGAAAACUGUGAAUUUGUUAGUACACAUGGUCUGUAAACUAGCAGUGGAAGCAAGUGAACUUAUAAUUUGUAAUUCCAGCUUGAACUGCACCAGUAAAAACUGGAAACCUUAUGAACAUGUACCAUGUAAUAUCUUGGUAUUCUUCCAUUGUGAAAAAAAUAGGCUGUUUUCGUUUU